GCACAGCUCCAGAUGUUCAGGGCGCAGUGGAUGUUUGAACUUGCCCCAGGGGUGGGCACUAGCCCCGCGGAGCCGCGGCCCAGCCGCGCAGCAAGAGGCACUCUGCUGAAGGCGGCUGCAGACGCCAAAGGCAAGCACGAGCUGGCAAAAGAAGAAAAGGCCCGAGAGCUCUUCCUAAGAGCAGUAGAAGAGGAACAAAAUGGAGCUCUUUAUGAAGCCAUCAAGUUUUAUCGCAGGGCUAUGCAACUUGUGCCUGACAUAGAGUUCAAGAUUACUUACACCCGGUCUCCGGACAGUGAUGGUGUUGGAAACAGCUACAUUGAAGACAGUGAUGGUGACAGCAAGAUGGCCGAUCUCUUGUCCUGCUUCCAGCAGCAGCUCACGUUCCAGGAGUCUGUGCUGAAACUGUGUCAGCCCGAGCUGGAGAGCAGCCAGACUCACAUAUCCGCACUGCCCAUGGAGGUCCUGAUGUACAUCUUCCGGUGGGUGGUGUCUAGUGACUUGGACCUCCGAUCACUGGAACAGUUGUCACUCGUGUGCAGAGGAUUUUACAUCUGUGCCAGAGACCCGGAAAUAUGGCGUCUGGCCUGCUUGAAAGUGUGGGGCAGAAGCUGCGUUAAACUGGUUCCGUACUCAUCCUGGAGAGAGAUGUUCUUAGGGCGGCCCCGUGUUCGGUUUGAUGGAGUGUAUAUCAGUAAAACCACAUAUAUUCGUCAAGGGGAACAGUCCCUCGAUGGUUUCUACCGAGCCUGGCACCAAGUGGAAUAUUACAGGUACAUUCGAUUUUUCCCCGACGGCUCCGUGAUGAUGCUGACAACCCCGGAGGAGCCUCAGGCCAUUGUUCCCCGCCUGAGAACCCGGAGCACCAGAACCGAUGCAAUUCUGCUGGGUCAUUACCGCUUGUCACAAGAUACAGACAAUCAGACCAAAGUAUUUGCUGUAAUAACGAAGAAGAAAGAAGAAAAACCACUUGAUUAUAAAUACAGAUACUUCCGUCGGGUCCCUGUGCAGGAGGCGGAGCACAGCUUCCAUGUGGGACUGCAGCUGUGCUCCAGUGGCCACCAGAGGUUCAACAAGCUCACCUGGGUGCACCAUUCUUGUCACAUCACUUACAAGUCAACUGGCGAGACAGCGGUCAGUGCCUUUGAGAUUGACAAGAUGUACACCCCCUUGUUCUUCGCCAGAGUGAGGAGCUACACCGCGUUCUCGGAAAGGCCGCUGUAGCCCAGCCCCCCACCGUUGCAUGAGUAAAAGCAUAGAGCGCAGAAGAGCACCUGACUUAUAAAUACGGAUAUAUAUAUAUGGGAUUGGGAUUUAUUUUAAAUGGUUGGAAUUCUUUUAAAAAGAAUAUAAAUUAUUUUUUUUAUUUAAAGAGAUAGAUGGUUGUUGGGGUGUUUUGUUUUAAAACUAUAAGUUUAAGUACAUUUAUGUUGUGAAAAACCUUUAAAUGAGGCGUCAGGGCAGGCGUAGUGGUACACACCUAUAAUCUCAGCACUCGGAAGGCUGAGGCAGGAGGAUCACUGGCCGGCCAGGACUGCGUUGUGAUUUCAGGGCCAGUCUGCACUACUUAGCAAGACCCUGUCUCAAGGCCCCCUCAGCAAGGAGGCGUAGACUCAUGUUCGUUUUCAAGCAGAGUUGUGAGCAGCUUUCUGUCACGUAAGCCAUCUUCUGCCUGAGAACCAGUGCUUGGGCUCAGGAGGGCGGGCGCCCUGCAGAAGGGCGCUAUUUCUCGCAUGGCAGUGUCUGCACUAAAGGCUUAAAACAGGAAACCGUUCUGGAUUUGUUUGAAACUGUAACCAAUAAAGACCAUAAAUAAAUGUUUCUUUC
Molecule: messenger RNA, 1827 nt
Organism: Octodon degus (degu)
Lineage: Eukaryota; Metazoa; Chordata; Mammalia; Rodentia; Octodontidae
Gene: Fbxo9
Product: F-box protein 9
Exons: 11
Coding region: 13-1224 (403 amino acids)
Biological process (GO): SCF-dependent proteasomal ubiquitin-dependent protein catabolic process
Cellular component (GO): SCF ubiquitin ligase complex
Molecular function (GO): protein binding
Source: RefSeq, a predicted model, not a curated record